CAAAAUCUAUGGAGGAAAGAGCAGGAAAGUGAGGGAAAAUUUUAGUGGGCAAAAGAAAAUAGAGUGAAAAUUGCAUUUUUUUAAUUUUUUGAGAUAUUAAGAGAAAGAAACGGUAGAUUGAGGGAGGCAAAAAGAAGAAAGGAGAGAAAUGAAGCACAUUUUCAAGAAGCUACACAAAGGCCAUAAUCAGGAGCCUAAUCGGACCAACGAGACGCCACCGCCGUCUCUCUCAUGUGCCACCGAUCAUCAACGUACCAUGUCCGGAAACUCUCCGACGAGUCCCUCCACGUCUGUUCCGGUUACUGUUCCGACGAGCUUUGGGAAUACUACAGCAGCGUCGACUGUGUCGGCAAAUAAUAGUACCGAUUACAUGUUGUCGGAGGUGGAGUUCCAGGUUCAGUUAGCUCUAGCGAUCAGCGCGUCGAAUUCGGAGGAUCCCGAGAAGGAUCAGAUCCGCGCGGUGACUCUGCUGAGCUUGGGCGGCCAUCAUCAGAUGGAUACAGGCGGGGAUAGGGAGGAGGUGCCCGCAGAGGAUUUAUCGAGACAUUAUUGGUUGCUGCGGUUUGGUUUUGGAUUGUUAGGGUUAAUGCAAUUUACCCUCAGGAGUACAGUGUGCUUGAUGAUGAAGACAAAAGUGGUUGAUGGUUUCUAUGACGUGUAUGGGCCUUCCUCAAAUUCAGCACUCCAAGGAAAAAUGCCAUCUCUUGCAGAUCUUGAGACAAAUCUUGGGAAUUAUGGCUUUGAAGUUGUGGUUGUCAAUCAAACAAUUGACCCUGUCUUAGAAGAGCUGGUGCAAAUUGCACAUUGUAUUGCAUUAGAUUGCCCUGCUAGUAACGUUAGUGUUUUAGUCCAAAAGCUUGCUGAAUUUGUCACAGGCCACAUGGGUGGAGCUGUUAAGGAUGCUAAUAUAAUGUUGGCAAGGUGAAUGGAAAGGAGCACAGAAUUGAGAACAUCUCUUCAUACAAGUUUGUUGCAUAUUGGGUGCAUUAAUUUAGGAUUGUCUCGGCAUCGUGCUUUACUUUUAAAGGUUAGUUAUUUCGUUUUUUGCAAAUAAUUAGGAACUUACGUA
Messenger RNA from Rubroshorea leprosula, 1069 nucleotides. Lineage: Eukaryota; Viridiplantae; Streptophyta; Magnoliopsida; Malvales; Dipterocarpaceae. The record is from the annotation of a GenBank genome assembly.